UUGUUAGGUUUAACGCAAUUUAUCGUUCCAUAGCGAACUAUAAAGCAUUUCCAUAGAAGUAAAAUGCAUUAAUAUUAGUACAUGUAAAGAGUACGCUCCCAUUGUUUUGUGAAGCAGGACUGACCAGGAGUAACGUUUUUGAUGGCAUUUGAGUAAAUCUACCUUGUGUUACGAUCGAUAUCUGGUCAGUGUUGGAAGUUUGCUUUACCUGUUUCCCCUGUGAAAUAGACAACGAGUCCAAAUCGGUGAUCUACAGAUCCGAACUGGAUAAAGAUGAAGCGGCAUUUGAACAAGAAUGUUAUAAUCCUUUCCUUUUGUUGUGUUGGAUUUGUUCUUUGGAUCAUUUAUCAAAAUAAUGAUCCAGUCCAAAAAAAUAGACAGAAAAAACAACAGAAUGUGAACGUCAUGAACAAAAUAAAGGAAAUCUCCGACCAAAAACUUAAUAAAUAUCUGAUGAAACCACACGGAAAACUACAAAAUACCAUUAACACAGACAAACGUUAUUCGCAAGUCAAACAGGAUGAAGUAGUGUACGAAAUUCUCCAAAAAAAGAAUGGUUUUUUCCUUGAUAUUGGUGCACACGAUGGCCAAUUUUUGUCCAACACACUCUGGUUAGAAAGACAACACGAUUGGACAGGCCUGUUAAUCGAAGCAAAUCCUGACCUUUGCCAAAAAAUCGAUCAAUUAAAAAGAAAUGCAUGGCGUUUGUGUGCGUGUUUGUCCGAUUCUCAAAACAGUGUUUCUUUUAUUAAAGGCGACACUGUCGGUGGUAUCGCUGACAACAUCGAUGAACACCACAUGAAAAUGUUAGAUCGGGAAAACAAGAUCACCAUUCCAUGUUUUAGUAUGGAACAAAUCUUGAGUGCGAUUGGAGUCCAUCAUAUUGAUUUUUAUUCUUUAGAUGUUGAGGGAGCAGAAAUGCCAAUUUUGAAUUCAAUGAAAUCUGGUCUUGAAAAUGGAGUGUAUACAGUGGACGUGUGGGCUAUUGAAUACAGAGUGUGGGAUGGUCACCAGAUUGUUGUUGGGAAAUCCAAAAAAAACUUGAAUGCAUUAAGAAAAUAUUUCAAUGAACUCGGGGGCUACUUCGAACACUCGCAGUUAUCUACCGAUAGUAAUAACAAAGACGGGUACGCUCUUGACGUUGUAUUUGUUCGUACAAGCGAAUGGUGUAGAUCACGAGAAAAAAUCCCUAAUGGAGCCCGCUGUCCAGGAAAGAAUUAAGCUGUAAGGUACGGAGGAAAAGAUCAAUUAUGACGUCAUAAUGGGUCUAGCAACAAAAAGACACCUAAAGGAUUAUCUACUGGCUCAUUACCCUUAUCAGGAAGUGAAAACGCAAGUAAGCGAUAUUCCUGAUCAAAUCAAGAUCAUAUUGGGUUGUAUACGACAUGGUUAUAAAAAGCCGGGUUCUGUGUAGAUAAAGACGCUCAUGAUGAACAAUUCCUAUUGAACACACCGUGACUAGA
Magallana angulata is the source of this 1463-nucleotide messenger RNA. RefSeq lists its product as uncharacterized. The coding region runs from base 274 to 1221 and encodes 315 amino acids. The record is from RefSeq and is a predicted model, not a curated record. NCBI's taxonomy places the organism in Eukaryota, Metazoa, Mollusca, Bivalvia, Ostreida, Ostreidae. The transcript has 3 exons.